Molecule: messenger RNA, 237 nt
Organism: Hydatigera taeniaeformis
Lineage: Eukaryota; Metazoa; Platyhelminthes; Cestoda; Cyclophyllidea; Taeniidae
Source: the annotation of a GenBank genome assembly
AUGCCCUCCAUCCCACCACCACCACCACCACCAUCAUCACAAAAGAAUCCGGUGCGUGUGCUGCGAGACAAGUACAAGGCGAAGGUAGCGAAGUGGGAGAAGUUCUUCGAUGAGGAUCCUCUGGGCCAAAAAAUAGCCGAGCACUACGCCAACCUGCGUGCACUGGUGCAAGAAGCGCGACAACGCAUUCGCAAGGCUCUGGCGAAUUACGUGAAGCAGUUGGAGAACGAGAACUGA